Molecule: messenger RNA, 454 nt
Organism: Talpa occidentalis (Iberian mole)
Lineage: Eukaryota; Metazoa; Chordata; Mammalia; Eulipotyphla; Talpidae
Gene: NRN1
Product: neuritin 1
Exons: 3
Coding region: 26-454 (142 amino acids)
Biological process (GO): neuron projection extension; nervous system development
Cellular component (GO): plasma membrane
Source: RefSeq, a predicted model, not a curated record
CGCAAAUGGUUUGACUACUCGUAGGAUGGGACUUCAGCUGAGCGGCAGAUACGUCUCUCUGAUCCUCGCGGUGCAAAUAGCGUACCUGGUGCAGGCCGUGAGAGCCGCGGGCAAGUGCGAUGCCGUCUUCAAGGGCUUCUCCGACUGUUUGCUCAAGCUGGGCGACAGCGUGGCCAGCUACCCGCAAGGCCUGGACGACAAGACCAACAUCAACACCGUGUGCACGUACUGGGAGGAUUUCCACAGCUGCACCGUCACGGCGCUCACGGACUGCCAGGACGGCGCGAAGGACCUGUGGGACAAGCUGAGACGCGAAUCCAAAGACCUCAACAUCCCGGGCAGCCUGUUCCAGCUCUGCGGCGGCGGCAGCGCGGCGGCCGGGGCGCUGCUCCCCGCGCUCCCCCUGCUCCUCGCGGCGCUCGCGGCGGCGCUGGCCCCCUGGCUCUCCUUCUGA